GGCAUCCGGUCGGCGUCAGUAUCAGACGUCCGCCAGGAGAUCUCACAUCUUGACGGGAUGACGUCUUGAAAACGUCUCUUUUGUUCAUUCAACGGCGCAAAAAAAACUAUUUGUUAUAUUAUUAAUAUUUUUUUAUUUUUUUUUGGGAGUAAAUCGCGUUUUGUCUUGGCUGUGUGACGUCAGGAGAAUUAGACGCACCUGCCACAAACAACACGCCGCUUCGACACCGCAGCUAGCAAGAACAAACAAUUGGAGAAAAAAAUACAUUCUUUUUUUUUUUUUUUUUUAAAAAGGAAGUAUUUAAUUAAUGGUCGCUGUGUUUUUAUUCGGACUUCGGCGCGAGCUAAGCCGUGUUCGAGAGAGCUUCUGUUUAUGUUCAGCUAGCUAGCUCCUAGAAGCCUCCAUAACAAUAAGAAUAAUACUAAUAAUACAAGAAUUGUGCGCCAUGUCGCCCUGAACAAGACAGCCAUGUGGGUGAGUCCCGAAGAGGUGCUGCUGGCGGGCGCCUUGUGGAUGACGGAGAGAGCCAAUCCUUACUUCAUCCUGCAGAAGAGGAAAGGCCAUGGCGGCGCGGGAGGAGGACUGGCGGGUUUGCUGGUGGGAACCUUGGACGUUGUGCUGGAUUCCAGUGCCCGAAUGGCCCCCUAUAGGAUUCUGUACCAAACCCCGGACUCACUGUCCUACUGGAUCAUCGCUCACGGAACAUCGCGUAAAGAGAUCACGGAGCACUGGGAGUGGCUGGAGCACAACAUGCUGCAGACGCUCUCCAUCUUUGAGAACGAGAACGACAUCACCACCUUCGUCAAAGGAAAAGUCCAGGGCAUCAUCGCGGAGUACAACAAGAACCACGAUGUCAAAGAGGACGACGACACGGACAAGUUCAAAGAGGCCAGCUCCAGGUUCCGCAAGUUGUUUGGCAUGCCGGAGGAGGAGAAGCUGGUCAACUAUUACUCCUGCAGCUACUGGAAGGGCAAGGUGCCCCGACAAGGGUGGCUCUACCUCAGCAUCAACCACCUGUGCUUCUACUCCUACUUACUAGGCAAAGAAGUCAAACUGGUGGUGCGCUGGGCGGACAUCACGCAGCUGGAGAAGAGCGCCACCCUCCUGCUGCCCGACGGCAUCAAGGUGAGCACGCGCAGCCACGAGCACGUCUUCUCCGUCUUCCUCAACAUCAACGAGACCUUCAAGCUGGCGGAGCAGCUGGCCAACAUCGCCAUGCGUCAGCUCCUGGACAACAAGGGCUUCGAGGAGGACCGCUCGCUGCCCAAACUCAAGAAGAAGUCGCCCAAGAAGGUGUCGGCCCUCAAGAGGGACUUGGAUGCCAGAGCCAAGAGCGAGCGUUACAGGGCGCUGUUCCGUCUGCCCAAAGAUGAAAAACUGGACGGGCACACAGGGUGCACCCUGUGGACUCCUUUUAACAAAAUGCACAUUCUGGGACAGAUGUUUGUCUCCACCAACUACAUCUGCUUCACCAGCAAAGAGGAGAUGCAGUGUAGCCUCAUUAUUCCACUUCGGGAGGUGACCAUCGUGGAGAAGGCAGACAGCUCCAACGUGCUGCCCAGCCCGGUCUCCAUCAGCACCAAGAACCGCAUGACUUUCCUGUUUGCCAAUCUGAAGGACCGAGACUUCCUGGUGCAGAGGAUCUCCGACUUCCUGCAGCAGACCCCCUCCAAGAGUUCCUUGGAGCGGGAACUCACCGGCAGCCUCAACAGCUCCGACGACGAGGUUUACUCCCAGCACGGGUCGCUGCUCUCCACCAGCCCACAGCACAGCCUGUGUUCGGAGGGCGAGCGGAGCUUCAACCUGAACGACAGCAGCGUGCCCACCGCCACGCAGGCCCUCAUGACCAUGUACCGCCGCCGCUCGCCGGAGGAGUUCAAUCCCAAACUGGCUAAAGAGUUCCUGAAGGAGCAGGCUUGGAAGAACCACUUCACCGAGUACGGCCAGGGGGUGUGCAUGUACCGCACCGAUAAGACUAAAGAACUGGUCCUGAAAGGCAUCCCCGAGGGCAUGAGAGGAGAGCUCUGGCUCCUCUUCUCAGGGGCGAUCAACGAGAUGGCCACCAAUCCCGGCUAUUACGAAGACCUGGUGGAGAGGUCGAUGGGGAAGUACAACUUAGCCACGGAAGAGAUCGAGCGAGACCUUCACCGCUCGCUGCCGGAGCACCCCGCCUUCCAGAACGAGAUCGGUAUUGCUGCACUUCGCCGGGUCCUAACCGCUUACGCCUUCCGAAACCCGAACAUCGGAUACUGCCAGGCCAUGAAUAUCGUGACGUCGGUGUUGCUGCUCUACGCCAAAGAGGAGGAGGCCUUCUGGUUGUUAGUGGCGCUCUGUGAGAGGAUGCUGCCAGACUACUACAACACCAGGGUCGUAGGAGCUCUGGUGGACCAAGGCGUGUUCGAGGAGCUGGCGCGCGAGUACGUGCCCCAGCUGUAUGACUGCAUGCAGGACCUGGGCGUCAUCUCCACCAUCUCGCUCUCCUGGUUCCUCACCCUCUUCCUGUCGGUCAUGCCGUUUGAGAGCGCCGUGGUGGUGGUGGACUGCUUCUUCUACGACGGCAUCAAGGUGAUCUUUCAGCUGGCGCUCUCCGUGCUACACGCCAACAUCCACCAGCUGCUGGGGUGCAAGGACGACGGCGAGGCCAUGACCGUGCUGGGCAGGUACCUGGACAACGUGACCAAUAAGGACAGCACCUUGCCUCCCAUCCAACAUCUGCACUCCUUGCUGACGGACAAUGGAGAACCACAUCCAGAGGUGGACAUCUUCAAACUGGUCCGCAGCUCUUAUGAGAAAUUCGGCUCCAUCCGCGCCGACGUGAUCGAGCAGAUGCGUUUCAAACAGAGGCUGAGGGUCAUCCAAACCAUCGAAGAUACAACAAAGCGCAACGUGGUCAGAAGUGUUGUGACAGAGACCGCCUUUAGCAUGGACGAGUUGGAGGAACUCUAUGUCCUCUUUAAGGCCGAGCACCUGACCAGCUGCUACUGGGGAGGCAGCAGCAACCCCACCGAGCGCCACGACCCCAGCCUGCCCUACCUGGAGCAGUACCGCAUCGACGUGGAGCAGUUCAAGGGCCUCUUCAACCUCCUCUUUCCCUGGGCCAACGGCGCCCACUCGGACCCCUUGGCCGCGCGCUUCUUUCGCCUGCUGGAUCAGAACGGGGACGCCUUCAUUAAUUUCCGGGAGUUCAUCAACGGCCUCGGCGUUCUAUGUCACGGGGACCUCACAGAGAAGCUGAAGCUCCUCUACAAGACGCACGUUCUCCCUGAGACGACGAGUGAACAGGAGGAGCCUGACUCCGCCUUCGAGGCCACGCAGUACUUCUUUGAAGACAUCACCCCAGAAACAUCGCUAGGUCAGGACACAAAGAACCGAAUUGAGAAGGAUGACGGCUUUGUCAGGGUUACUUUCAAAACGGAAAAAGUGAAGAAAUUCAACAACCCCGACUACCGACACUACCUGAAACUGUGGAACCAAGAGAGCAAGUCUAAGACGGAGCACGCUAAAGAUCUUCCCAAGCUGAAUCAGAGCCAGUUCAUCGAGCUGUGCAAGACGCUGUACAGCAUGUUCAGCGAGGACGUGGCGGAGCAGCAGCUGUACCACGCCACCGCCACCGUCACCAGCCUGCUGCUGGAGAUGGGCGAGGUGGGCAAGCUCUUCUGCCGCGCCGGCAGGGUCCGGGAGCCGACCCAGGCGGACACCUUUGUCCCCGGCGCGGCGGAGGAGGGAAAAGGCGGGGAUGUCGGCCAGCCCUCGCCGCCCAUGCAGGACAUCAAGCUGGAAGACGCGUCGCCCAAAGACACCGGCGCCUCGUCGUCGGCCAUGCUCACCUCUGACGACGAGGCCAAAGACGACACGUCGGUGUCGUCGUACUCUGUGCUCAGCGCCGGCUCGCACGACCUGGACGACAAGCUGCAGUGCGAAGACAUCGCCGACGACACGGUGCUGGUGAGGAGCGAGGGCCAGGACCAAGACCAAGACCAAAACCGGCGCGGCGGAGGCGUGGACAAAGACUGGGCCAUCACCUUUGAGCAGUUCCUGGCGUCCGUGCUCACCGAGCAGGCGCUGGUCAGCUACUUUGAGAAGCCCGUGGACGUGACGGCUCGCAUCACAAACGCUAAGAAUGUUCACAAAGUGGGGCGCCCCCUGCUGUCCACCAGUGACUAUGAAAUCUCUCUGUCCGGCUAGGAGUCCUAGUCCUCAAUAUUUCAUGUCCAGUACCUGACUUGUAGUAGAAAGUACACGUGCAGUAGACGUCUUGUCUUCUGUCCACAAUAUUGCACGUCCUGAAUGUUGUGCAACUAUAUACCGCUCACCUCCGUUUACCCUUUAAGGUACUACUGCACUCUCCUAGUGUCCAGUGUAGUAGUACUACUACUACGCUCCUAGUAUCCAGUGUAGUACUACUACUACUACGCUCCUAGUAUCCAGUGUAGUAGUACUACUACUACUACACUCCUAGUAUCCAGUGUAGUACUACUACUGCACUCUCCUAGUGUCCAGUGUAGUACUACUACUGCACUCUCCUAGUAUCCAGUGUAGUACUACUUCAUUCUCCUAGUAUACAGUGUAGUACUACUACUGCAUUCUCCUAGUAUCCAGUGUAGUACUACUACUGCAUUCUCCUAGUAUCCAGUGUAGUACUACUUCAUUCUCCUAGUAUCCAGUGUAGUACUACUUCAUUCUCCUAGUAUCCAGUGUAGCACUACUUUAUCUCCUAGUAUCCAGUGUAGUACUACUACUGCACUCUCCUAGUAUCCAGUGUAAUACUACUUCUUCACUCUUCUAAUAUCCAGUGUAGUACUACUACUGCGCUCCCCUAGUAUCCAGUGUAGUACUACUACUUCAUUCUCCUAGUAUACAGUGUAGUAUACUACUGUACUCUCCUAAUAUCCAGUGUAGCACUACUACUUCACAAUCCUAGUAUCCAGUGUAGUACGACUACUUCACAUCAUAACUCAACAGGAAAAUGGGGCUCUCCUGUUGUUGCUUCCCUAAGGAGACCCAUUUUAUCCAAGAAGAGACUGAGGAAAGCAAAAGAAUAAGGGACUCCUGUAUUUAUUUCUAAGGAUGGCGACCUUACCAAAGAGGAGACUGAGAGCAGCGAGACAACGCGGGAGUCAUGUGUUCCUAUAAGGAGACAUACUUUUAUGAAGGGGAAUAUAGGGGAGAACAAGGGUGCCCUGUAUUUACUUCUAAGGAGAUUAGCCUUGUCCAAGAGGGGACUGAGGGCAGCAAGAGAACGAGGUAGUCCUGUAUUUAUUUCUCUAAAAAGACAUAUUCAUUACAGGAAGGAGACUGGGGAGAAAAAGGGUGCACUGUAUUUACAUCUAAGGAGAUUAGCCUUAUCCAAGAGGAGACUGAGGGCAGUGAGAGAACGAGGGAGUCUUGUAUUCAUUUUGUCUAAUAAGACAUACUCAUUCCAAAAGGGAGACAAGGGAGAACAAGGGUGCCCUGUAUUUACUUAUAAGGAGAAAAGUCUUAUCCAAGGGGAGACCGAGGGCAGUGAGACAACGAGGGAGUCCUGUAUACAUUUCUAUAAGGAGACAUUCAUUCUAAGGGGGAGAGUGGGGACAACAACGGUGUCCUGUAUUUACAUUUUUAAGGAGAAAAGCCUUACCCAAGAGGAGACUGAGGGCAGCAAGAGAACGAGGGAGUCCUGUAUUUAUUUUUCUACAGGGACAUAUUCAUUCCAAGAGGAGACUGGGGCGAACAAGGGUGUCCUGUACUUACUUCUAAAGAUAUUUGCCUUAUCCAAUAGGAGACUAAGGGCGGUGUGGCAAUUACAGACUACUGUAAUAUCAUCUAAGUGGAAAAGGGAGGCACCAAGGAGACUAAUAUCAGGUAAAAUUUACCUCUAAGGGUACACAUUUUAUCCAAGUGGAGAUUGAGGGCAGAAAGAGAACAAGGGUCGGCUGCAGCUACCUGGGAAGAUACACAUUUUAUUCAAGAGACUGAGGGGAGGGACAAAGGUCUCUGUAGAGAGAUUUUAUCCAAAUAGACACUAAGGGUCACCGUAGCACGAAAAUACAUAUUUUAUCCAGAAGGAGACUACAGGCAACAAAUAAACAAUGAUGGACUGCAUUUACUUUUAUCAAUACUCAAUUUUAUCCAAUAGGAGACUGAGGGCAGCAAUGAUCUGGAAAGAGACCAUAUUUUAUCCAAAAGGAGACUACAGGCAACAAAAAAAACAAAUGAUGUACUGCAUUUACUUCUGUCAAUACUCAAUUUUAUCCAAGAGGGGACUGGGGGCAGCAAUGAUCUGGAAAGAGACAAUAUUUUAACCAGAAGGAGACUACAGGCAACAAAAAAGCAAUGAUGGACUGUAUUUGCUUCCAUCAAUACUCAAUUUUAUCCAAGAGGAGACUGAGGGCAGCAAUGAUCUGGAAAGAGACAAUAGUUUAUCCAGAAGGAGACUACAGGCAACAAAAAAGCAAUGAUGGACUCUAUAUCAAUACUCAAUUUUAUCCAAGAGAAGACUGAGGGCAGUAAUGAUCUAGAAAGAGACAAUAUUUUAUCCAGAAGGAGACUACAGGCAACAAAAAAGCAAUGAUGGACUGCAUUUCCUUCAAUCAAUACUCAAUUUUAUCCAAGAGGAGAGUAAGGGCAGCAAUGAUAUGGAAAGAGACAAUAUUUGAUCCAGAAGGAGAUUACAGGCAACAAAAAAACAAUGAUGGACUGCAUUUACUUCUAUCAAUUCUCAAUUGUAUCCAAGAGGAGACUGAGGGCAGCAAUGAUCUGGAAAGAGACAAUAUUUUAUCCGGGAGGAGACUAUAGGCAACAACAAAAAAAGCAAUGAUGGGCUGCAUUUACUUCUAUCAAUACUCAAUUUUAUCCAAGAGGAGACUGAGGGCAGCAAUGAUCUGGAAAGAGACAUUUUAUCCAGAAGGAGACUACAGGCAACAAAAAAGCAAUGAUGGACUGCAUUUACAUUUAUCAAUACUCAAUUUUAUAUAAGAGGAGACUGAAGGCAGCAAUGAUCCGUUGUAUUAACCGGAAAGAGACAAUAUUUUAUUCAGGAGGAGACUGUGGGCAGUCCUAGAGCUAAGUGGACUACAAGAAGGCUGACUUGACUCGAACAAAUCCUAUUGGUCGAUGGCCACUAAUCACUUCCUUUGUGAUGACGUCAUCAUAAUCACGUCCUGUGUAAUGACUGUGAUGAUGUAAUCACUGUGAUGAUGUAAUCCUAAUCAUGUUUUGUACAGGAGAUAUGAAUGUUGACACUACUUUAUAUUUUAUAUGUACGUUUGUGUUUUUAAGCUGCUCCAAAAGUCCAUCACUUCAUCACAAUAAAUAAACAACAGUAAAA
Molecule: messenger RNA, 7306 nt
Organism: Nerophis ophidion (straightnose pipefish)
Lineage: Eukaryota; Metazoa; Chordata; Actinopteri; Syngnathiformes; Syngnathidae
Gene: tbc1d9
Product: TBC1 domain family, member 9 (with GRAM domain)
Exons: 21
Coding region: 469-4185 (1238 amino acids)
Molecular function (GO): calcium ion binding
Source: RefSeq, a predicted model, not a curated record